Messenger RNA from Fusarium coffeatum, 945 nucleotides. RefSeq lists its product as uncharacterized. The record is from RefSeq and is a predicted model, not a curated record. Gene Ontology annotation, molecular function: DNA-binding transcription factor activity. Gene Ontology annotation, biological process: regulation of DNA-templated transcription. NCBI's taxonomy places the organism in Eukaryota, Fungi, Ascomycota, Sordariomycetes, Hypocreales, Nectriaceae. The transcript has 2 exons. Bases 1 to 945 code for a protein of 314 amino acids.
AUGAAUACCAUUGAUACAAACAAGGUCAAUACUAUGAAGCGGAGUGGUAGGGAUGACCCAGAUGCUGCUCAACCGCCCGCUAAGCAUCGCGUUUUAACCCCUGCUAGAAGGGAGCAAAACAGGUUGGCGCAAAAGGCAUACAGAGAAAGACAAAAAGAAGAGAGAAGAAUAAUAAAAGAGAAAAGAUCUCGAGCAAAAGAUAAUCCGCGGCCUCGGCCGCUUUUGAAGCGCGACGCACCUGUACAACAGGAAGACCAAGACCCCGGCCAACUUACCAAGUUCAUUGAGCCCGUGUCGCCAAGCACCACCGAGUCAAGCAAUGAAUCAAAUUUCCCAGAUGUCUAUCUCAACAUGCUUCAGUUCUUCCCAACCGCAUUUUUCGGAUCUUGUCUCACCAAUGCAAGGUCACUGGGCUUUGACCUUGAUGUCGUCGCAAAUUGCAACGCUGAUAACAUUUCUCCAUUCUUCCAACCCAGCAUCUCCGGAACCCCAAACUGUAGAGCUCUUGGCUCAGCGUUCAUCUCUUCCUUCAAUAACACCAACGUCCCCGUUCACUUGCGCCCUACGCUGGCGCAGAUUCUCAUACCCCAUCAUAUAAGCCUGGAUUUGGUACCUCUUCCGUUUCUGCGCGAGCGCGCUAUCAUGGCAUCUGCUGCCUUACCUUCUACUUUCAAUAUUUGGGAGAUGAAGCUUGAUAUAUACGCGAGAGGAGGGUUGACAACGUGGAGGUUGGGCUCUGGCAUGGGAGAGAAGUCCAAGGAUAGCUACCCGCCCUGGGACAUGAAGAGUUGGGAGGCUGCACCGUGGUUCCUGGACAAGUGGUGCAUGGUCAUGGGGAAGGAUUAUGAAAGGAUUCAGCAGCAGAGUAUUGGAUGGCAGGUUGUGAGAGACAUGAUAUGCUCACAAGAUACGUUCCAAGGUUUGAAUGAAUGUCUUGUGACUUAA